Nicotiana tabacum (common tobacco) is the source of this 1208-nucleotide messenger RNA. RefSeq names its product auxin-induced protein 10A5-like. Gene Ontology annotation, biological process: response to auxin. The record is from RefSeq and is a predicted model, not a curated record. NCBI's taxonomy places the organism in Eukaryota, Viridiplantae, Streptophyta, Magnoliopsida, Solanales, Solanaceae.
UACUUCCUUCCUAAUCCCUUUUUAUAAACUCCCCUGCUUCUGCAACUCUUUCAAAUAUUCUUUUGGAUUUAUUUAUCUAUAAAUCUCGACGACUGCUUUUUAUUUCUUUGUAGCUACUUGAAUAUUUCAAGCGUUCUUUUUUUUUUUGUUCUCUUCAACUAUAAUCCUCUUGCAUGAAUAUCUCUUAUUUGUGUGAACUUAUAUUUACAUGAAUAACACCAUGAGGCCUAGGAUGAAGAUCCAGUUUCACUUGGCUUACGACAGAGGUUAGCUUAAAUCCUACAUAUAUUUUACGUAAUACGUGUUUUUUUCUCAUUAAUUUCUGUUGGGAAUAAAAGCAAAAAUGGAUUUCAACAAAGCUGAAAAAGGAAAGAAAGGAUUAAUCCCAAAAACAUGGGAGAGAUGUAAAUCUUUUGGUCGAAAAAACUCAUCAGAAAAUCGACAUGCUCUGACGACAAAAAAGACCAGAAAAAGAGUUCGAGUUGCUACAGAAGGUUGUUUCUCGAUCUAUGUCGGACCACAGAAGCAAAGAUUUGUGAUUAGGACUGAGUAUGUGAAUCAUCCCAUCUUCAAGAUGCUGCUUGAAGAAGCAGAAUCAGAGUUUGGUUAUAACAGUAAAGGUCCUCUGGUCCUCCCUUGUGAUGUUGAUAUUUUUCUCAAGGUUUUGAUGGAAAUGGACUCUGAUGAGAUUGGUCAUCCUCGUCGUGGUUGUAGCUUUGCCAGGACUUAUAGCUCUUAUCACCUCACUCCAACAAGAUUUGUUGCCAUGAAGAAUGAGCUUUCCUUUUAACCAGAUAUAUCAAGUUAAUUCUCUAAUUAUGUUUUACAAACACAUUGUACGCAUUGUCUUCUUUAGCCCAACAAAUUUGUCCUUGGGUUAUGUGAUCGUGCCAAAAGUAUGUGUACCAUAUGAACGUGUAUGUUUUAUAUGUCACUUCACUUGCGCCCUUUUCCAUUUCAAUGAGAGAUUUGCUUAAAGUAGUGUUAUAUGCAACCCGCUUGCUAGCUAGCCUAGAAGUCUGGCAAUCCUUCUCCUUGAUCCCGUCCUCAUCAAUCUGUCCUCCGUCAUGAGAAUUGUAAUUUCAAGCGAAGAUGACCUCAGAUGGUUGUUGUAUGGAUAUCAUGAACUGACUAUAAGGUUAAUAUGCCUGUGUUUACAUUUUUACAUGGAUUUAUAGUUCUAGAAUCUUUUUCUCCCUUCAUUUGUA